AUUCAUUUUCUUGCCCAUCACGGGCUAGCCUCCGUUGGCCCCCUUCUCUCUCGCAUUCAGCCAGGGCACGCCGCGGCCCACCGCCGACAAACACCUCUGCCUCCUACCUCCAAUCGCUUUCUCAGGCCGGCGUCCCACCUCCGAUCACGGCCUCCGGCCGCUGUCUCCACCCUAGGGUUCUUGAUGUUCACUUUGUGUGGGAGUUCCGAUGUGAUAUGGGCUCGUUUCCGUAAAUAUAGUUGCUAAUAUUCUGAUCUGGCAAGAAGAUGCUGAUAUUCGUAUGCUGACAUUGAACCUUGUUUCUCCGAAUCUUCCACAAUAAUCCACUGAUGUGGAACUUUUACGACAACAGGAGUAGCUGGCCUGAUAAAUUCCAGAAAUGGCUCAAUCCAGCAGUAAUGCUGUUGGAGUUGAUAACACAUUUAGAAGGAAAUGGAACCGAGAAGAAUAUUUGGAGAGAGCUCGAGAACGAGAAAGGGAAGAGAAGGAAGAGGAUGGCCACUUUAAAUCCAAAGCCAAAGCUCCUCCUGUUCAACGGAAACCCUUGAAGCACAGGGAUUUUGAAGUUGACCUUGAAUCUCGUCUGGGAAAAACUCAGGUUGUUACUCCAAUUGCACCAUUAAGCCAGCAGGCUGGAUACUACUGUGAAGUUUGUGAGUGCGUAGUAAAAGAUUCUGCAAACUACCUAGACCAUAUUAAUGGGAAAAAGCAUCAGAGAGCUUUGGGCAUGUCUAUGCGGGUGGAGAGGGCAACUCUUCAACAGGUCCAAGAAAGAUUUGAAAUGCUUAAGAAGCGGAAAGCCCCGGGUAGCUUUACUGAGCAAGAUUUAGAUGAGAGGAUACUAAAACAGCAGCAAGAGGAGGAAGAACGCAAGCGUCAACGCCGAGAAAGGAAGAAGGAGAAGAAGAAGGAGAAAGCUGCACAGGAUGAAUCAGAGGACAUCGAUCCUGAUGUGGCUGCCAUGAUGGGUUUUGGAGGUUUCCGGUCAUCGAAAAAGUGAGAAGUGCUUCAUCAGAGUCUUUCAACGCUAGACAUGCAACAUCUACUGGCGCCAUCUUUUAAGCAGACUAUGAAAUGACAAAGCCGUUGCUCUGUUUUGUUUCUGAAAGUGUUAUGCGAUGAUUAUGAAGGGCCUUAAACUUAAUGUCACAGAAUUCGAAGGUUUACUAUGUCGAUGUUCUUAUGGUCAAAAGUUAAAAUGAUUUAUAUCUCUGUAAUUUGUGAUUUUCAGUGAAUCUGCUCUCUUCAA
This is a messenger RNA of Elaeis guineensis (African oil palm), 1249 nucleotides long. NCBI's taxonomy places the organism in Eukaryota, Viridiplantae, Streptophyta, Magnoliopsida, Arecales, Arecaceae. The record is from RefSeq and is a predicted model, not a curated record.